Molecule: messenger RNA, 2466 nt
Organism: Pteronotus mesoamericanus
Lineage: Eukaryota; Metazoa; Chordata; Mammalia; Chiroptera; Mormoopidae
Gene: GPR63
Product: G protein-coupled receptor 63
Exons: 2
Coding region: 371-1630 (419 amino acids)
Biological process (GO): G protein-coupled receptor signaling pathway
Cellular component (GO): membrane
Molecular function (GO): G protein-coupled receptor activity
Source: RefSeq, a predicted model, not a curated record
UCACUUUCUGCUCCAGCUCCCGCCACCGCCGCCGCCUGGAAAGCCCCUACCUUCUCUUCUUCCUUCUCUUCCUCCUCCUCCUCCUCCUCCUCCCCAGCCUUUAAGCGUUGUUUUCUGCAGCGGAGGAGAGAAGUGCUAUGUCAGGAAAGUUCCGGGAGGCACUGGAUGGGGCCACGCUCCCUGGGCUCUGCGGCCGUCCGCGCGCAGCCCUUUGUAUGAGGCAAAAGGACUCCUGUGGAAGAUGGAAGCCUUUGUUUAUUUUCCAGAAUAUGUUUCCAAGCCCAUCAGUGAAACGUGAUACUGCUGCUCGGUGUUGGAAUGCUUGAAGAACACCCACUUACCUGCCGGCCCCUUCCAUCCUACUGAAACCAUGGUCUUCUCUGCAGUGUUGACUGCGUCCCAUACUGGGGCAACCAACACCACGUUCGUAGUCUAUGAAAACACGAACGUGAAUAUUACGGUCUCCCCACCAUUCCAGCAUCCUGGUGUUGGUCCGCUGCUGAGAUACAACUUGGAAACCAUGGCUCCCACGGAGAUGAGUUCCUUGACAGUGAACAGCACAGCUGUGCCCCCAACACCAGCAGUUUAUAAGAGCCUAAACUUGCCUCUCCAAAUCCUUCUCUCUGCUAUAAUGAUAUUUAUCCUGUUUGUGUCUUUUCUUGGGAACUUGGUGGUUUGCCUCAUGGUUUACCAAAAAGCUGCCAUGCGAUCUGCCAUUAACAUCCUCCUUGCCAGCCUGGCAUUUGCAGACAUGUUGCUGGCAGUGCUGAACAUGCCCUUUGCUUUGGUAACUAUUCUUACUACCAGAUGGAUUUUUGGGAAAUUCUUCUGUAGGGUAUCUGCUAUGUUUUUCUGGUUAUUUGUAAUUGAGGGAGUAGCCAUCCUGCUCAUCAUUAGCAUUGAUAGGUUCCUCAUUAUAGUCCAGAGGCAGGAUAAGCUCAACCCAUAUAGGGCUAAGGUUCUGAUUGCGGUGUCUUGGGCAACUUCCUUCUGUAUAGCUUUCCCUUUGGCUGUAGGAAACCCUGACCUGCAGAUACCUUCCCGAGCCCCCCAGUGCGUGUUUGGGUACUCAGCCAAUCCAGGAUACCAGGCUUACGUGAUUUUAAUUUCUCUUACUUCUUUCUUCAUACCCUUCUUGGUGAUACUCUAUUCGUUUAUGGGCAUACUCAACACUCUUCGGCACAAUGCCUUGAGGAUCCAUAGCUACCCUGAGGGUAUCUGCCUCAGCCAGGCCAGCAAACUGGGUCUCAUGAGUCUACAGAGACCUUUCCAGAUGAGCAUUGACAUGGGCUUUAAAACACGUGCCUUCACCACCAUUUUGAUUCUCUUUGCCGUCUUCAUCAUCUGCUGGGCCCCGUUCACCACUUACAGCCUUGUGGCAACAUUCAGUAAGCACUUUUACUAUAAGCACAACUUUUUUGAGAUUAGCACCUGGCUGCUUUGGCUCUGCUACCUCAAGUCUGCAUUGAACCCACUGAUUUACUACUGGAGGAUUAAGAAAUUCCACGAUGCCUGCCUGGACAUGAUGCCCAAGUCCUUCAAGUUUUUGCCGCGGCUCCCUGGUCACACAAGGCGCCGGAUCCGCCCCAGUGCAGUCUACGUGUGUGGGGAGCAUCGGACGGUGGUGUGAAUACUAGAACUGCCUGACGUUUUGGGUCAUGGUGGUUCUUUAUCUGACUCUGAAUUUUCUUUCACAUGGCUUUUCCACUUACACUUUAUUGUUUCAUAGGUUUGUGUGUAAGUGUGUGUGUGCAGUGUAAAGAAGGAAUGAUGAUUAGUUAUAAAUCUGUUACCAAGGAUAUACACAAGGGAAGUGAUCACCAAUGUUACCUCCAGGAUUCAAGAGAAGUCCUCGAUUUAGGGUGGGGGGAUGGCUUUUUGUUUCUUUGGCUGGUUUUGUUUUGGAAGUGGGAAUCAGGAUUGUGUUUCAUUGAGCCUGCAGUCACACUGAAUUGUAGGUGUUUUGUAUGCUUCUCAGGUGUACUUAGUGGAUUUUAUUAAUUCUUUUUCUUCUGGAAGACACUGCUGCUUUUUUUGCCAUCAUAUUGGAGCCAAAAACCACAUACAUCUCAGUGGAUAAACAUUUAUUUUUAUUUUAAAAUAACCCAAGGGGGUUAGUGACAUUUCAAAGGUCAUUAAUAUUUGCUUUGGUGCACUUUAAGAAACAAUGUACAAACUAAUUCAGUCAUGUUUUUCAGAAUUGUUUUUAUACAUGACAUGUUGCGCUUUAGGAAACAUUGCAUUAUCAUUUCUAAGGAGAUAGUUUUUUUGUUUUACCUGCAUGUGCAGUUUACAGGAGAGAACAUAGAAAUGUAGAAAUUUUUCUAAGCACAAUAGUGAUUCUUUAGAGUAAUAGGGCAAAGUCAAGGAGACAGAGCAUCCUUGCAUAUUUAAAUGGGAUUCACUAAGGGAUGGUCGGUGUGGGCUUAUGGGAUUCCUUUUACUCAAGGAUUCUCACUGAGUCCA